Schizosaccharomyces cryophilus OY26 is the source of this 1488-nucleotide messenger RNA. RefSeq names its product F-box protein. The record is from RefSeq and is a predicted model, not a curated record. The transcript has a single exon. NCBI's taxonomy places the organism in Eukaryota, Fungi, Ascomycota, Schizosaccharomycetes, Schizosaccharomycetales, Schizosaccharomycetaceae. Bases 265 to 969 code for a protein of 234 amino acids.
UUCCGUUUUCACUUUUUUUUUUGUCGCUUGAGUUUUGGGAUUUUUCUGAGCUUCUUAUUAUUUGUGCCUGUCUUCUUAUUCAAAUUUAAGGGAUUUCGAUAACGUUUUGACAAGGUCUUGAUUUAUAGAGUAAAAUUUUACACAGUUUUCUUUUUUCUCCAUCUUCGCUUGUUGAUCAGUUGUCUUUGUAUAGACAAACUAUUUUGUUUUCACUUUAAGCAUUCUUCGUUAACGUAAUUAAUUGGACACCAAACAAUUUCUGUCAUGGCUCAAGCUGUCGUAGACGUUCCCCAUUCUACACCUAAUUUUAACUUAAUCCCCGCGAAUGAACCCUUGCUUCCUAUCGAGGUCGUCAACUCUGUUAUGCAGUAUUUGCCGGCUCACGAUGUCAUCCAAUCCAGCUUUGCUAGCUAUCCAUUGACAAUCGUGGCUAAGAAGAUCAUUCGGGCCCGUCUGUCUUUUUUGGACCAAUAUGCUCUCCGUGUGUUUGGUAAAAAUGUCUCUUCUGACCAAAUCGUUUGUAACCUUUCUGCUCAUCGUACCAAUUAUGCCUCACAAUACGAUGGGUAUUCUGUAUUCCAGCUAGAUGAGGCUUCCCCGUCGAACAUCUUUCAGGUUACUUUUGAGGAGGAGACAGACCUUGUACAAUUUGAACGAUACCCCGGAGAAUCGCUUCCUCCUUUCCUUAAUGUUCGUGUUGCAGUUGAUCUUUCCCGUUCCUCAAUUGACAAUUCUCGUGCUGAUUUAUUUUCUUGCUUUCAAAAGCCUAUCCGUAUUCGCCGUUCUUGGUUAGAAUCUCUCAAGGCAGGCCAACCUGACACACUAUGGUUGGACCAAAAUACGCAACACGUAAUUGGCUUAAUCAUUUCUCGUAUUGACAAUGCUCCGGGCAAGUACGAUGUGUUGGUCUCCUCAGUAAUUAUCAAAACCGAAUAUUUGCUAUCAUCAUUGGAACAACGACUUCAUUGAGAGGAGAAACGCCUUGUUCUACUAUAAUACUCGUUUUUAUUUCAAAACAUUUUCAUCUUCUGAGUCUAUCAAGGGACACUUUAGAAUACAGAAACUCUACUGGAUUCUUUCUUCUUAUUCCGUUAAUCGUCUACAACUUAUAAUGUCAAUGUGUGCUAUUUUUCUUUCGUUCGUCCUUCCUUUAGCUUUCAGGAUUUGUUCUUGCGAACCUUGUUUUAUUUCUAAUUAUGACUCCUCUAAUCCCAGCGUUGAAAAACGUAUGCGUAAUGUUUAACAAAAACUUGGUCGCCAAUUUAUCCUUUCAAACACGAAUGCAAAAGACCACCAUUGAAGUCAUAGGCCCUUGUCUGUUCCCAUGCCUCUCCUUGAAAGCUUUUUUGAUACAUCCUUGUUUUUUCCUUUUAUGUUUAUUUUUGCAUAUUUUAUUUAUUACGAGAGAACAUCCUUCAAUUCAAUUUUACUGACUAUUGAUACAAUCCUAUUUUGGUUUUUUUUUUGUAUAUGUCAUAAGAGUAUCUU